AGAGCUGCUGCUGUGGUCUUUCCACACUGUUUUUUGGAAGUUACUUUUGAAAAGCGAAGCUCCUCUCAGUUACUUUGCCCUGGGGACAUUUUUGUUUCUUACUCAAAUAAAUUGGGAUAUUUCGUGUGACAUGUUGCCCUCGUUUCUUCGUCUUACUUCUGAGUGCUCUUUGAACAUGCAGUGCUCUGGCUUGAUAAAGGCUGUUGGUGUUCUUCAGAGGGAAUGACUGAGCACUGAGGAACCAGGAUUGCUUGCACGUGUGGGACACUUGUGAAGAAGCAUCAGGAGGCAGAAGAGAGAAAACUGCUCAAGAAAACAUAAAGGAAAGAAAGAAAACAAGAAACAAACAAACAUAAAACACUGCUUUGGCGCAAAAUGGAUCUCCCUCCUUUUAGGGGUUUAUCCGAUGUACCCUGAUAUUGGUCAGCCUUGCAGCUCAGCCCCUACACUGGUGGCCCUGAAAGAAUGGAUCCCGUACCACCUUUUCGGAUGGACCCUGAAAGCCUGGAUCUUCAGCAGGUCCCUGUUUUGUCCAUUGACCAGAUCCAUGCUAUAAGGGCUAAUAAUGACUAUGUGGAACGCCCUGUGGCGCUGGAGCCUGCCACUCAGGUUGGUGUCUUCUAUGUGCAUGAUGAGCGACAUCCUCAGAUGUCUCGCAGUCAAAGUCAGCAUCAACAUUCCCACUUGGCCUACUUGAGUCGUUCCAGUACUGUGAGCUCCAUGUCCCGCGGCAGUGCUGCUUCGGACCAGAGACUUCUUACAGGACUAACGCCUUCCCAUUCUGGUCUGGCCACUGUGGUGCGGUCCCAGCCCAAAGGUGACUUGAAACCUGACUCACUAGGCAAAGGAUUGGCUGACAGUGAGGACUUGGGCCUGCAUCUCUUCAUCUGUGAACGUUGCGGCCACUGUAAGUGCCAGGAGUGCUGUGCCCCUCGUAAUUUGCCCUCCUGCUGGACCUGUGGCCAGCGCUGCUUGUGCUCAGCUGAAAAAUUCUUGGAGUACGGCACUUGCCUGUGCUGUGUGAAGGGUCUGUUCUACCACUGCUCGGCAGAUAAGGAGGACAACUGUGCUGACCGACCAUGCUCCUGUGCCCCGGCUCACGCCUGCUCCCGCUGGAGUGCCUUGGCCUUCCUGGCGCUCUGCCUGCCUUGCCUGUGCUGCUACCCUCCUGCCAAGCUGUGCCUCACUUUAUGCCAGCGUGGCUACGAUCGCGCCACACGUCCAGGCUGCCGAUGUAGCAACACCAACACUGUGUGCCGCAAGAUCUCUGCCACCAACCCUGCACCCUUUCGUAAAACCCUGGAGAAGCCUGUAUGACAGGCUGAAUGAGCCUCUCACAAUUCUCCUUCAAGGAGACACCUCUAUUGCUGAAGCAGCCGGGAAAUUCUGCUAAAUGAACUGACCAACUCUAAACCAAUCAGGCCUCCCUGCAUCAUGUUUAUCAUC
Molecule: messenger RNA, 1446 nt
Organism: Rhinichthys klamathensis goyatoka
Lineage: Eukaryota; Metazoa; Chordata; Actinopteri; Cypriniformes; Leuciscidae
Product: protein sprouty homolog 2
Exons: 2
Coding region: 466-1317 (283 amino acids)
Biological process (GO): animal organ development; negative regulation of fibroblast growth factor receptor signaling pathway; multicellular organism development
Cellular component (GO): membrane; cytosol
Source: RefSeq, a predicted model, not a curated record